This is a messenger RNA of Naegleria lovaniensis, 804 nucleotides long. RefSeq lists its product as uncharacterized. Gene Ontology annotation, molecular function: protein binding. The coding region runs from base 1 to 804 and encodes 267 amino acids. Lineage: Eukaryota; Heterolobosea; Eutetramitea; Acrasida; Naegleriidae. The record is from RefSeq and is a predicted model, not a curated record. The transcript is spliced from 4 exons.
AUGAACACUCCAACAAGCUGUACAUCUCUAUGGUUUCUUGUCCUAUUAUUUUGCUUCCUUCUCUGUUUUCAUGUAGGUACAUGUGUGUCCAUAACGCCGCAAUAUACCACCCUGACUGUGGCUGGAAGCAUGUACAUGGAUACAAUUUCAGACCAUUAUGCAUUGAGUGAAUAUGUCCCAUUGAGUAAACCCAGUGCUGCAGUCAUGAAUGAAAAGAAUGAAUUAUUUGUUGCAGACACCAAUCAUCAUGUCAUUCGUGUCUUAUAUCCAAAUUCAACCUCAAGGGUCUAUGCUGGUUUAGGAACAGCAGGAUUCAAUGGAGAUGGUAUGCAUGCAUUACUCACUCAAUUCCACACUCCAAUAGGUUUAAGUUUAACUCCGAAUGGAGAUUUAUAUGUGGCUGAUUCGGGUAAUGGAAGGGUAAGAAAGAUAUCAGCCUCUACUCGGAUAGUUACCACUCUAAUUUCAAAUCAAGAACUCUCUACACCGGUCGGAGUGUUUGCCAUGACGAAUGGAGAUGUUUAUGUAACGGACUCAACGAAAGGCUUAGUGAAACAUUACAAUGCAACCACAGGAAUAGUUUCAUUAGUAGCAGGGGGUGGCUCUGCUUCUCGUAAUGGAGCUCUUGCAACAAAUACCAAGUUAGUUUCUCCGUAUGGAAUUCAUGUAAUGGAAAUGUUACUACUGUCUUCUAUUCUCAAGUUACUGCAGUUUUUCCGACAAGUCAAAGCUCAACAACAGGUUUCAUCUAUUGUGCAAAUUCAGCAUUCAUAUUUAAAAUCAACGCAACAACAUCAAGCAUGA